Drosophila eugracilis is the source of this 2253-nucleotide messenger RNA. RefSeq names its product DNA fragmentation factor subunit alpha (gene Drep1). Gene Ontology annotation, biological process: regulation of apoptotic process; apoptotic process. NCBI's taxonomy places the organism in Eukaryota, Metazoa, Arthropoda, Insecta, Diptera, Drosophilidae. The coding region runs from base 240 to 1133 and encodes 297 amino acids. The record is from RefSeq and is a predicted model, not a curated record. The transcript has 4 exons.
UCUUCGCAUCGAAAGCUCCGCUGCGGAGCUGAGAAAAUACAUUUAAUUCCCAUUUCAAGUGCAGCUUGUGGCCAGGAAUUUCAAGUUUGUUUGUUUAAAUUCUGAAUGCCAGUGUGUGAGUGCCAAAAAACAACGAGAAAUCCCUAAAAAGCAAAUAUCAAAUGUUAAGCCAUUAAGCCUGGAGAUUAAGUGCAUAGUUAGAGUGAAUAAAUAAUUUAGUCGAGGCAAAAUACAAAGCCAUGGAAACUGCAGCGAAUUCGGGCGACUCCAAAAAGCCUUUCAAAGUCAAGGACGUAACUCGCAACAUUAAGAAGGCUGUCUGCGCCUCCAGUCUGGAGGAGAUUCGCAGCAAGGUGGCGGAGAAGUUCGAGAAGUGCGACCACCUGCCCACUAUCCACCUAGACUCCGAUGGCACGGAGAUCGACGACGAGGAGUACUUCCGCACCCUUGACGAGAACACGGAACUGGUGGCUGUCUUUCCAGGAGAACAUUGGAUUGAUCCCACGCACUACGUGACCAUAACCACUCCACAUGGCAACGAGAGCGGAACUGGAAAUGGGGAUCCCGCUGCCGGAGGCGAAGGCGACACCACCGAUGCCAACAACUCGGAGUCGGCACGCAUCCGGCAGCUGGUGGGUCAGCUGCAGAACAAUCUAUGCAACGUGUCCGUGAUGAACGAUGCCGACCUGGACUCACUGUCCAACAUGGAUCCUAAUUCGUUGGUGGACAUUACGGGUAAAGAGUUUAUGGAGCAGCUCAAGGAUGCGGGAAGGCCACUUUGUGCCAAGCGGAAUGCUGAGGACCGUCUGAAUCUAUUAAAGCUGCUGAAGGCUGGAGCCAUAUUCUGCUCGGAACGCUAUCCGGAAGAUGCGGAGGCCAUUGACCGGGAGAUUGGACGCCAGUUGAACGAGGCGGAGAGUGGACAGAUGAGCACCACAACAACCAGUAAUACUCGUACCAUCGAGGUAGUGCAAUGUGACAAUCAGAAUACGACGAUAACGAUUACGGUGGGUGAGGCCACCACCACUUGCUCUGCGGCCAGUGCAGCAUUGGGAUCCUCAGCUGCCGAAGUGGCGGCCAACGAGGCUAAUGCCAAUCCAAGUAGGAAUCCAAAUGCCAAUGGAGAUAUCUGACUGCCCAUUUUGGGCAGCCUAAGGUGAAGUCUGCCGGUGGAGGAUUAAAAAAAUGGAAGUGAAGAGUGGAAAUCAAAAUCAAGAUCCAUGAGGAUAUACCGACGACAUCAGUCCUGCAACAUUGGGUUAACAUAAAUCGUAUUUGUAGCAUGUAAUUAGGCGCACUGCGAAAUCAGAAAUCGGAGACAAAAUCAAGCGAGAACAAAGUCACAGAGGAUAAAUGCUUCAUAGUAUCUAAGAGCAAAUGAAAGUUAACGAACAAUACACGUACUAGAUUUAAACACACUCAUACACACAUAGGAACACAAGGCAAGGAGUUCAAAAGGUCACAACCAAAACAGAUUUGAAGAGUCUUUUAGCAAUCACAGUCAGAGGAAGCAUAUUUAACCGUAUAUAUACACACACAAGCCACACCACAAGCCGUACUAGAUGAAUAAUAAUCAAAGUUUAGCGAUUUAAGUAUUAUAUCUGAGGUAGAACCCCAGGCGUAGGCAAAUAAUAAAUACCAGAGUGAACCCGAAAUGAACCCGAAUUGGAUUGGAAGCAGGUCCCAGGAACACUGUUGAUUUGCUUGCCGUGUAAAUUGUGUUACGAAGUUAGUAGUUAGUAUGGAAACGCACAUCAAAAAUUGUUUUUAGACCAAUGCCAUUGUGAAUGUCAUUCGUUAAAGGCCAAUUGAGACUGACUGUAUUUAUGUGUAAUAGGUUUUUUUGUGUCGUGGUUUGAGCGGUUCGGGACGGUUUGGUUUGGAUGCUUCUGCCCAAUCCUCCCUGUCCCCCAACCCCUUUUUCCGCCGCCCCCUCGAAUCUAUAGCCAAAAAAUGAAUUUAAGCAACAGCAAAAAACAUUGUUAGCAAAUUAAACAAUAACAGAAACACAAUAACGGAAACUGCAAUUGCCCAUUUAAAGUUGGUAACUGUCUACAAUUCGAAUAAGCAAUAAGGGAAACCGUUAACGAAAACCAAAACGACAACCAAAUGCAAACGGAAAACAAUUAUUAAAUAUAGUGAAAGGCAUACAGUAAAUGCAAGAUACGAAAUAUAUAUAAAAAACCACAACAAUCCCGAAGCAAACUAUAUACACGGAAAAAAGUAAUAAAUAAAUAAAUAUUAAAACGCAAA